Trichomonas vaginalis G3 is the source of this 987-nucleotide messenger RNA. RefSeq names its product organellar and viral DNA polymerase type B. Gene Ontology annotation, biological process: DNA replication. The record is from RefSeq and is a predicted model, not a curated record. Gene Ontology annotation, molecular function: nucleotide binding; DNA-directed DNA polymerase activity; DNA binding. The annotation marks the transcript as partial. The transcript has a single exon. Lineage: Eukaryota; Parabasalia; Trichomonadida; Trichomonadidae.
AUGACAGAAGACAAUUGUUUCGUUUAUGCUUGCAUUCAGGCUGGAGUAGAUGGAAAGACUAUUGACCACAUGAGAGAAGUCAUUCGUGUUAGAGACUUUCCUCAAAGUAAAGUACAAGAAAUUUCUGACGCAACAGGUAUAGCAUUUAAUGUUACCAUUGGUUAUUUCAAUGACUCAAGACAUAAUGAAAUAAAGAGAUAUAUACCAAAAGAAUGUGAAACUGUUAGAACUAUUGACUUACUUCUUGUUGAAGACCACUACAUGCUAAACGAAAGAUUACCAAUGACAACAUAUUUCAUUCGCAACUAUAUAGAAAUUCUCAAAGCUUGUGGUGGAAUGAACAUUGAGAAACAAAUGAAGAUUUAUACAAAGAGAGAAGAUAAAUAUGUAGUUCGUUAUGAUAGAACAACACCGUUAUGGGAUGUUAUGAAAACAUUGUGGGAGUGCAAAUAUUUCGAACCUAUUUCUUAUGGAGAACUUUUCACAUAUACUACUGACUUAUAUAAACAGAACAUUGCACCAUUUAAAGAUUUGACAUAUGCUCCAAAGUAUUGUGUACAACUGAAGAAGAAAGCCGAGUCAAAAGAAGUAAAUAAAAAUAAGUGCAAGUUCAUUCCUGAGCACGUUUUCUUUGCUGACUUUGAGUGUAGUACAGACGGCUUUCAUAAAGCUUUUAACAUAUGUUACGACAGUGAAGAUGGUUCAGUGAGUGAAAGCAUUUGGGGUCAGAACUGUGCAACAGAAUUUUUGGAGCGACUUCCUGACAAGAGUUUAAUAUAUUUCCAUAACCUCAGUUAUGAUAUAAACUUCAUCUUAAGACACAUGACAGAAGUGAAAGGAACUCCCAUCAUUAAAGGUUCACGAACAAUGCAAAUAACUGGCUUAUAUAAAGGAAGGGCAAUUAUUAUAAAAGACUCUUACAGUGUUAUAAAUAAGAAGCUUAAACUAUUUCCUGCUAUGUUUAACUUACAAACAGGACCGAAAGAA